Fusarium venenatum is the source of this 2025-nucleotide messenger RNA. RefSeq names its product Sodium:solute symporter family-domain-containing protein. Lineage: Eukaryota; Fungi; Ascomycota; Sordariomycetes; Hypocreales; Nectriaceae. The record is from RefSeq and is a predicted model, not a curated record. Gene Ontology annotation, biological process: urea transmembrane transport; spermidine transport; putrescine transport. Gene Ontology annotation, molecular function: urea transmembrane transporter activity; putrescine transmembrane transporter activity; spermidine transmembrane transporter activity. Gene Ontology annotation, cellular component: plasma membrane.
AUGGCCGGUGGUGGCGGUCCUUCCUCUGGCACUGUAGAGCCUCCUCUGAGUCAAGCUUAUGGCUAUGGUAUCGUCGUGGGCUUGGGGUUCCUAUUCGCCCUCGGCAUGAUCUUCACCACAUAUGUUUUGAAGAAGUACAACUCUGAGAAGCAGACGUCGGAAAUGUUCAACACGGCCGGACGAACUGUCAAGUCUGGUCUUGUCGCUUCAGCUGUUGUUUCAAGCUGGACAUGGGCUGCUACUCUGCUUCAAUCCUCUGGCGUUGCUUACCGCUAUGGUGUCUCGGGCCCAUUCUGGUAUGCUUCUGGUGCAACAGUCCAAAUCAUUCUUUUUGCGACAAUUGCCAUAGAGUUGAAGAGAAGAGCGCCAAACGCGCAUACUUUCCUUGAGGUUAUCCGAGCUCGCUAUGGACGUAUCACCCACUGCGUGUACAUCUGCUUCGGCCUCUUCACCAACAUUCUCGUCACUGCUAUGCUUCUGACUGGUGGUUCUGCUGUGGUCACAUCUCUUACUGGCAUGCACACUGCUGCUGCUUGUUUCUUGCUGCCUCUUGGUGUUGUUUUGUACACCAUGUUCGGAGGAAUCAAGGCCACUUUCCUGACUGACUACAUACACACUGUCAUAAUCCUUGUGAUAAUCCUCAUUUUCUCACUUACUGCUUAUGCAACUGGCACUGAGUUGGGAUCUCCCAGUGAAGUCUACGAUGCUCUUACCAAGGCCGCAGCAGCUCAUCCUGUCGAAGGAAACGCUGAAGGGUCUUACCUCACCAUGAGAUCCCGUGAGGGCAUCAUCUUCUUUGUUAUCAACAUCGUUGGAAACUUCGGUACAGUUUUUUUAGACAACGGAUACUAUAACAAAGCCAUCGCCGCCCACCCAGUUGCUGCACUCCCUGGAUAUAUCAUCGGCGGUCUGUCCUGGUUUGCCAUUCCCUGGCUCUGUGCGACUACCAUGGGUCUCAGCGCCCUGGCUCUUGAGACAAGCCCAUCAUUCCCUACCUACCCUAACCGUAUGGAUCCCGCAGAUGUAUCGGCCGGUCUUGUUCUGCCCUACGCUGCUGUUGGUCUGUUGGGCAAAUCUGGUGCUAUUUGCACAUUGAUCAUGAUCUUCAUGGCCGUCACCUCCGCUACAUCAGCUCAGCUCAUUGCUGUCUCUUCCAUCUUCACCUACGAUGUUUACCAAACCUAUAUAAACCCCCAGGCCUCUGGCAAGCGACUCAUCGCCAUCUCGCAUACGACUGUCGUUAUGUACGGUAUCAUUAUGGCCAGUUUCAGUGUUGGUCUUCAUUAUGCAGGCAUUUCGAUGGGCUGGUUGUACUUGUGGAUGGGCGUCAUGAUCUCGGCUGCCGUUAUCCCAGCUACUCUAACUCUUCUGUGGAAGCGCCAGAACUGGAUCGCCGCCGCUGUCUCCCCCAUCCUUGGUCUUAUCUGUGCUCUAAUCGCUUGGACUGUUACAUGCUCCAAGGAGUUUGACGGUGUUCUCAGUAUUGAUAACCUGGGCUCCAACAACCCCAUGCUCGCAGGAAAUGUCGUCGCGCUUCUGAGUCCUUUGAUCUUCGUACCUGUCCUGACUUUCGGUUUUGGCUCCGAUAGUUACGACUGGGCCUCUAUGGCGGCUAUCAAGCAAGCAGAUGACGUUAGCGAUUCCAAUGGAGAUUCGGAGACAGCUGUAGUCACCAGCUUUGCUGUGGCACCCGAGGAAGACAUGGCCAAGUUGAACAGGGCGUCCAAGAUUGCCAAGACAAUGACGGUCUGCAUGUCAGUGGCAUUCCUGAUUCUUUGGCCAAUGCCCAUGUAUGGGACGUCCUAUGUAUUCUCCAAGCCGUUCUUCACUGGAUGGGUUACUGUGGGUAUCAUCUGGCUGUUCUGCAGUUCGAUUGCUGUCGGUCUGUUCCCUCUCUGGGAGGGUAGAAAGAGUCUUGUUCGCGUCACGAAGGGCAUGUUUGGAAUGGGAGGAAAACACGACACGGAAGAGAUUCAGGGACAAUCUGUGAAGGAGGAGAAGAUUGACGAGUUUGAUAAGCAGUAG